CCCAAAAAAGCAUCAUCUUUCAGCAGCCCUUCUCAGCACACACAUGGUACUUGAAUUGGAAACAAAACCACCGGGAUGAUGCAGACCACUAGUCACCCCAAGCAAAGUACAGAGUUCUGUUUUAGUUGCUGUUUAAAAUCAUUAUAUAGAAGAACACUGAAGUUUGGAAAAACAUGUUAGAAACUAUAGAUAAAACCCGGGCCCUGCAGGCCACAGAGCGCUUACAAGCCAAGCUGCGAGAACGUGGGGAUGUGGCAAAUGAAGACAAACUCAGCCUUUUAAAGUCAGUCUUGCAGAGCCCGCUCUUCAGUCAGAUUCUGAACCUUCAGACUUCUGUACAGCAGCUGAAAGACCAGGUAAACACUGCAACUUCAGCAAUUUCAAAUGUUGAAUAUGCCCACGUUCCACAUCUCAGCCCAGCUGUAAUUCCUUCUUUGCAAAAUGAUUUGUUUUUAUCAUCUUCAAAUAAUGGGAAUCUGGAAGCCUUUACAGGGUCUGGUACUCCACACAUCAAUGGGAAACCUACUUGUGAUGAAUUUGAUCAACUAAUCAAAAAUAUGGCCCAGGGUCGCCAUGUAGAAGUCUUUGAGCUUCUCAAACCUCCAUGUGGGGGCCUGGGUUUCAGUGUUGUGGGACUCCGGAGUGAAAACCGGGGAGAACUGGGAAUAUUUGUGCAGGAGAUUCAAGAGGGCAGCGUGGCUCACAGAGACGGAAGAUUGAAGGAAACUGAUCAGAUCCUUGCCAUCAAUGGACAGGCGCUUGAUCAGACAAUUACACAUCAGCAGGCUAUCAGCAUCCUGCAGAAAGCCAAAGAUCACGUCCAGCUAGUUAUUGCCAGAGGCUCAUUGCCUCAGCUCAUCAGCCCCAUAGUUUCCCGUUCUCCAUCUGCAGCCAGCACAAUUUCCGCUCACUCUAACCCGGUUCACUGGCAGCAUGUGGAGACUAUUGAAUUGGUGAAUGAUGGAUCUGGACUAGGAUUUGGCAUUGUUGGAGGAAAAGCAACUGGUGUGAUAGUAAAAACCAUUCUGCCUGGGGGAGUAGCUGACCAGCAUGGGCGAUUAUGCAGUGGAGACCACAUUCUAAAGAUUGGUGAUACUGAUCUAGCCGGAAUGAGCAGUGAGCAGGUAGCACAAGUGCUCAGGCAGUGUGGAAACAGAGUCAAACUGGUGAUUGCAAGAGGUGCCUUAGAAGAACCAGCAGCACCUGCCUCCGUGGGCCUCACACUUGCCUCAGCCCCAUUGUCUAUGCCAGAAAUGCGGGUUGAUGCUUCUACUCAGAAAAGUGAAGAAAGUGAGACAUUUGAUGUAGAACUCACUAAAAAUGUCCAAGGACUAGGAAUUACCAUUGCUGGUUACAUUGGAGAUAAAAAAUUAGAGCCUUCAGGAAUCUUUGUAAAGAGCAUUACAAAGAGCAGUGCUGUGGAACAUGAUGGAAGAAUCCAAAUUGGAGACCAAAUUAUAGCAGUAGAUGGCACAAACCUUCAGGGUUUUACCAAUCAGCAAGCAGUAGAGGUGUUGCGACACACAGGACAAACUGUACACCUGACACUAAUGAGGAGAGGAAUGAAGCAGGACGCUGAGCUCAUGUCAAAGGAGGAUGUCACGAAGGACACAGUCCUGUCUCCCGGGAAUGCCAGCAUAAGCAAAGAAAAUCAUGAAAAAGAUGAAGAUUCUUCAUUGUUGAGUAGAAACCCCAGCAUAUUACCGAUUGAAGAAGAAGGUAAACACCCGGAGCCAGGGUAUCCGUUAUUGUCAGCAGAGGUGGAAGAAACAGAAGAUGCAGAGCAACAGGAAGGUGCCCUGCUAACAAAGUGGCAGAGAAUUAUGGGAAUUAAUUAUGAAAUAGUGGUGGCUCACGUGAGCAAGUUCAGUGAGAGCAGUGGGUUGGGAAUAAGUCUGGAAGCAACAGUGGGACAUCACUUUAUCCGAUCCGUUCUACCAGAAGGUCCUGUUGGACAUAGUGGGAAGCUUUUCAGUGGAGAUGAGCUACUGGAAGUGAAUGGCAUAACUUUGCUUGGGGAAAAUCACCAAGAUGUGGUAAAUAUUUUAAAAGAGCUGCCCAUCGAAGUGACAAUGGUGUGCUGCCGACGAACUGCACCACCCACCGCCCAGUCCGAACUGGACAGCCUGGCCUUAUGUGAUACUGAGCUGAUGGAAAAGCCUCACGUAGAUCUAGGCGAGUUCACCGGGUCCUCGGAGACAGAGGAUCCUGCACUGCUGAUGACUGAUGUGGGUCAGAAUGCGGAGGAGGUUCAAGGACCUUUGGCCAUGUGGGAGGCUGAUGUUCAACAUAUCGAGCUGGUGAAAGGAAACAAAGGACUUGGUUUUAGCAUCUUAGAUUAUCAGGAUCCCAUUGAUCCAGCAAGCACUGUGAUUGUAAUUCGUUCUUUGGUGCCUGGCGGCAUUGCCGAAAAGGACGGUCGACUUCUUCCUGGAGAUCGACUCAUGUUUGUCAAUGAUGUUAACCUGGAAAACAGCAGUCUUGAAGAAGCGGUACAGGCACUGAAGGGUGCGCCAUCAGGAACUGUCAGAAUCGGAGUAGCCAAGCCUUUACCUCUUUCACCAGAAGAAGGUUAUGUCUCUGCUAAGGAAGACUCCUUUCUCUACCGGUCACACUCCCGCGAGGAGGAAGGGCUGACUGACAGAGCCGUCUUCAGGGCUGACUUGGCUCUGGUGGACACAAAUGAGCCUGACUUAGCAGAUGAAUCUACAUUUGAGUCUCAGUACUCUCCUGAUAACGACAGUAUCUACUCUACUCAAGCCUCUAUUUUAUCUCUUCAUGGCAGUGCUUGUAGCGAUGGCCUGAACUACGGUCCCUCCCUUCCAUCUUCUUCUCCCAAGGAUGUUACUGAAAGUUCUUCAGAUCCAGUCCUCGAUCUACACAUGUCCUUGGAGGAAAUGUACACCCAGAAUAUCCUGCAAAGACAGGACGAGAGUCCCCCUUCAGUGGACUUGACUAUGGGACCUGCCUCUGGCUUUACCAUAAAUGAUUACACAACUGCAAAUGCUACUGAACAGCAAUACGAAUGUGAGAACUCAGGAGCAUGGACUGAAUCUCACCUGCCAACUGAAAUUACAUCAAGUGCAGAACUUCCUUCUGUGCUUUCUGAUGUGGCUGGAAAGGCCUCUGAGUUCUUAAUUCAGCAGAGCUCCCUGACAUCAACUGCCGAGUGUGUCAUGCUCCAAAAUAUAACCAAAGAAUCUCUUGAGAAGACCAUUACUGUAGCAAAAGGCAAUUCUAGCCUAGGGAUGACAGUAAGCACUAAUAAAGAUGGCUUGGGGAUGAUCGUUCGAAGCAUCAUUCAUGGAGGGUCCAUUAGUCGAGAUGGCCGGAUUGCCGUUGGGGACUGCAUCCUGUCUAUUAAUGAGGAAUCUACUGUCAGCUUAACCAAUGCCCAGGCACGGGCCAUGUUGAGAAGACACUCUCUCAUUGGUCCUGACAUUAAAAUUACUUAUGUGCCUGCAGAACAUUUGGAAGAGUUCAAAAUAAAUUUGGGGCAACAAUCUGGAGGAAUAAUGGCACUGGAUAUAUUUUCUUCAUACACUGGCAGAGACAUUCCAGAACUACCAGAGCGAGAAGAAGGAGAGGGAGAAGAAAGUGAGCUUCAAAAUGCAGCAUACAGUAAUUGGAAUCAGCCCAGACGGGUUGAACUUUGGAGAGAACCAAGCAAAUCCUUGGGCAUCAGCAUUGUUGGUGGACGAGGCAUGGGGAGUCGUCUGAGCAACGGUGAAGUAAUGAGGGGCAUUUUCAUCAAACAUGUUCUCGAAGAUAGUCCAGCUGGCACAAAUGGAACCUUGAAACCUGGAGAUAGAAUAGUAGAGGUGGAUGGAAUGGACCUCAGAGAUGCAAGCCAUGAACAAGCUGUGGAAGCCAUUCGGAAAGCAGGCAACCCUGUAGUCUUUAUGGUACAGAGCAUUAUAAACAGACCAAGGAAAUCCCCUUUGCCUUCCUUGCCGCACAGCCUUUACCCUAAGUACCACUUCAGCAGCACUAACCCAUUUGCUGAUUCUCUUCAGUUCAACGCUGACAAGGAAUUACAGAAUUCAAGUAGAGUUACCUUCCGUUGUUCCCCAACUAACCCUUUUGCUCCCACACCAUUUAAGGCACCCACUCAGUCAGAAUCAGAGCCAGAAAAGGCUCCUUUGUGCAGUGUGCCUCCACCCCCUUCUUCGGCAUCUGCAGAAAUGAGCACUGAUCAUACACAAUCAUCUGCAAGCAAAAUCUCAGAAGAUGUGGACAAAGAGGAUGAGUUUGGUUACAGCUGGAAAAACAUCAGAGAGCGUUAUGGAACCCUAACAGGAGAGCUGCAUAUGAUUGAACUGGAGAAAGGUCGUAGUGGUCUGGGCCUAAGUCUUGCUGGAAACAAAGACCGAUCGAGGAUGAGUGUCUUUAUAGUGGGGAUUGAUCCGAACGGAGCAGCUGGGAAAGAUGGCCGACUGCAGAUUGCAGAUGAGCUUCUAGAGAUCAAUGGUCAAAUUUUAUAUGGAAGAAGUCAUCAGAAUGCUUCUUCAAUCAUUAAAUGUGCUCCUUCAAAAGUAAAAAUAAUUUUUAUCAGAAAUAAAGAUGCUGUGAGUCAGAUGGCUGUAUGUCCUGGAAAUACAGUAGAACCUUUGCCUUCUACCUCAGAGAAUUCUCAAAAUAAGGAGGCCGAACCAAGUGUUGCUCCUUCUGAUGCACCUGUGGACCUCUGUUCCUUCACAAACGUGAGGCAUCUGGAGCUUCCCAAGGAUCAAGGGGGUUUGGGCAUUGCUAUCAGUGAAGAAGAUACACUCAGUGGAGUCAUCAUAAAGAGUCUAACAGAGCACGGGGUGGCAGCUAAGGAUGGACGGCUCAAAGUUGGAGAUCAGAUUUUGGCUAUAGAUGAUGAAGUUGUUGUUGGCUAUCCCGUUGACAAGUUCAUUAGCCUUUUGAAAACAGCAAAGACAACAGUGAAACUUACCAUUCGUGCUGAGAAUCCAGACUCCCAGGCUGUGGCUUCGGCCCCUGGGACAACCUGUGGAGAAAAGAACAGCUCCUUGUCUGCGAUGCCCCCAGCUUCGGGCUCCCCGGACCUGGAGUCCGUCAGAAGUACAAGCAGAUCAUCAACACCAGCGAUCUUUGCUUCUGAUCCUGCAACCUGCCCCAUCAUCCCAGGCUGUGAAACAACGAUUGAGAUUUCCAAAGGGCGAACAGGGCUGGGCCUGAGCAUUGUUGGAGGGUCCGACACUCUGCUGGGUGCCAUUAUCAUCCAUGAAGUUUAUGAAGAAGGAGCAGCAUGUAAAGAUGGGAGACUCUGGGCUGGAGAUCAGAUUUUGGAGGUGAAUGGAAUUGACUUGAGAAAGGCCACACAUGAUGAAGCAAUAAAUGUCCUGAGACAGACACCACACAGAGUACGCCUGACACUCUACAGAGAUGAGGCCCCCUACAAGGAGGAACAUGUUUGUGACACCCUCACUAUUGAGCUACACAAGAAGCCAGGGAAAGGCCUGGGAUUAAGUAUUGUUGGGAAAAGAAGUGAUAGCGGAGUAUUUGUGUCGGACAUUGUCAAAGGAGGGAUCGCAGAUGCUGACGGGAGGCUGGUGCAGGGGGACCAGAUCCUGGCGGUGAAUGGGGAAGAUGUCCGCAACGCCACCCAGGAGUCUGUGGCUGCUUUGCUGAAGUGUUCCCUGGGCACGGUAACCUUGGAAGUCGGAAGAAUCAAAGCAGGUCCAUUCCAUUCAGAGAGGAGGCCUUCUCAAAGCAGCCAGAUGAGUGAAGGCAGCCUGUCAUCGUUCACUUUUCCACUUUCCGGAUCCAGCCCAUCCGAGUCACUGGAAAGUAGUUUGAAGAAGAAUGCAUUGGCAUCUGAAAUACAGGGAUUAAGAACAGUUGAAAUAAAAAAGGGGCCUACUGACUCCCUGGGAAUCAGCAUUGCUGGAGGAGUGGGCAGCCCUCUGGGUGAUGUCCCUAUAUUUAUUGCAAUGAUGCACCCAAACGGAGUUGCAGCUCAGACCCAGAAACUCAGAGAAGCAGUGCCUCCCAGGAGAAAUGAAGAGAAGGGAUUUGUUGGGGACAGGAUUGUCACUAUCUGUGGCACAUCCACUGAGGGGAUGACUCACACCCAAGCAGUUAACUUACUGAAAAAUGCCUCUGGUUCCAUUGAAAUGCAGGUAGUUGCUGGAGGAGAUGUGAGCGUGGUCACGAGUCAUCAGCAGGAGCCUGCCAGUUCCAGUCUCUCCUUCACGGGGCUCACGUCAAGCAGUAUAUUUCAGGAUGAUUUAGGGCCUCCUCAGUGUAAAUCUAUCACCCUAGACCGAGGACCAGAUGGCUUAGGCUUCAGCAUAGUAGGAGGCUACGGCAGCCCUCACGGAGACCUACCCAUUUAUGUUAAAACAGUGUUUGCGAAGGGAGCAGCGUCGGAAGAUGGGCGUCUCAAAAGAGGUGAUCAGAUCAUUGCCGUCAACGGGCAAAGUCUGGAAGGGGUGACCCAUGAAGAAGCUGUUGCCAUCCUUAAGCGGACAAAAGGAACAGUCACUCUGAUGGUUCUCUCCUGAAGCUACUGAAGAGUUGAGCCAACUCAACCCCUCGCUCACAUCCCACACCGUGGAGAGAAUGGAAUUGGUCUUGCAGACACCUCUCCCCGGCUGUCUUCAGCAGGCUCUUCAAAACUCUGGGUGGGGGAGGUACCAUUUAAGUUUGUUUUUCUCGUGUGGAAAUGAUUUUCUUACCACCUAGCAUCAUUUUUCCUUUCUCCUUGGAUUUUGUGAACAUAAACUUAAACAGAAAGACUAUGUGCAUAGGUGAACCCAGCCUUUCUUUGUAAAGAUGUCUGACAGUUUGUCCUCACAUGUGCAGAAAAUACGACAUGCUGAACUGGUUAGUAGAGAAAAAAAAAUUUGUAAAGCUAACCUAAGAGAAAUGGCUUUAAUAAAUUAGGGUAAGAAUGAAAAAUAAAGUAGAGAAGAAAAUCUCAAGUUUUAUAAAAAAUGCCUCAUUUUGUCAGUUCAACUCCUCUCCCCAUUUCUAAGUGAAAAAGAAAAUGAAACAACGUUCUCUAUUGAAAAUCUUUAAAAAUACCCUCAGUAUUUAAAAUAUUUGAAUAUUGUAGAAAAAUUGCAUCUCCUUACCUUUCAAACACAUAUAUAUAUAUUUUCCUAAAAUGGGUUUCUAAGAUUGAGUCGUUAGCAGUUAUACGAAGCAGUGUCCCUGAGUUUUUAAAGAAAAUAUUUGAUGCAAAUCUCAAUGUUCAUUUUUAUUUUUGACCUGUUAUAAAAUAUUUUCAUGUUUCUGUAAGCACAAUGGUGGUGCCACCCACUGUUGACUUGAAUAUUUCUAGAACUUGGCCAAGUUAACCAUGGAAGAACACAGAAGUCUCUUAGAAUCUUUAAUGCUGGUUUUAACUGAUGCAACACUGAAAAUGUGUUAGCGUGCUGUGCAAUUGGUUUUCAGUUACUAUUAAUCUUAAUGACAGAGAAAAAAGCAAUGUGUUAGUAAUUAUUUUGGUUGCAUGCCAUUAGUAAAUUGAUAGAAAAAUUAAGGGAAUUAACAUAACUUCAUUUCAUUGCCUUAUAUUAACAUCUUAUAAUACAAUAGUUUAAGACUAAGAGAAACAGAUGGAGCUGUUUAUUGAGACAACUGGUGAGGAAUUAUCAUGUGUUCAUUCCCAUUUUAGAGCGUGAAACUCCUACAUUAGAAUAUAUGAAGUCACUUUAAAUAUUAUCUAUAUUUGUAACAGAAGUAGUGUACAGAUAUUUUAUUACAGCACUUUUGUGUAAAUGCAGAAUUGGAGUGAAUAAAUAAGUUUCUUGGUGCACGAAUAAAGAAACAGGCGUA
Suricata suricatta (meerkat) is the source of this 7791-nucleotide messenger RNA. RefSeq names its product multiple PDZ domain crumbs cell polarity complex component (gene MPDZ). The record is from RefSeq and is a predicted model, not a curated record. Gene Ontology annotation, molecular function: protein binding. NCBI's taxonomy places the organism in Eukaryota, Metazoa, Chordata, Mammalia, Carnivora, Herpestidae. Bases 174 to 6512 code for a protein of 2112 amino acids. The transcript has 49 exons.